Anoplophora glabripennis (Asian longhorned beetle) is the source of this 1203-nucleotide messenger RNA. Its product is annotated as deoxyuridine 5'-triphosphate nucleotidohydrolase. Gene Ontology annotation, molecular function: magnesium ion binding; dUTP diphosphatase activity. The record is from RefSeq and is a predicted model, not a curated record. NCBI's taxonomy places the organism in Eukaryota, Metazoa, Arthropoda, Insecta, Coleoptera, Cerambycidae. The coding region runs from base 181 to 756 and encodes 191 amino acids. The transcript is spliced from 4 exons. Gene Ontology annotation, biological process: dUTP catabolic process; dUMP biosynthetic process.
AUGGUAGAAUUGGUAGAUAAGAUCAAUACGGCGGUACAAAAUGAUUGUGUUUUGAAAACAAUUAUGGUUUAAACAACCACAUUUCAAUAGCAAGCAUUAAAAAGCAAGGAAAAUGUAACAUAAAAUAUUUAAAAACAUUGGGUGUAGUUCCCACACGUAAAAACAUAAAAUCCCUACGUUAUGGUAACCAACUUUCCGCGCCUAUUUGGAAAACCGUUGCAAGCAUUAUUUGGCGGCAUUUCGACUAGAGUGAUUCUCUCCGUUAAAAGCUCCAGUAAAAACUCAAGUGAAACCAAAGAAACCGCCAAGAUGCCUUCAGUAAAUGGUUCAUUAGUUCUCAAAUACACAAAAGUUAUUCCAGAAGCCUACCCUCCAACCAAAGGAUCAGUAAAAGCAGCUGGUUAUGAUCUUAAAAGUGCUUGUGACGUUACUGUGCCCGCCAGGGGCAAAGCCCUAGUAGAUACUGGAAUCAAGAUUCAGCUUCCUGAAGGCUGUUAUGGCAGAAUAGCGCCUAGGUCUGGUUUAGCCGUGAAAAAUUUCAUCGAUGUUGGAGCUGGAGUUGUCGAUGAAGAUUAUAGAGGAGUCCUUAAAGUUGUACUAUUCAAUCAUUCCGAUGCCGAUUUUGAAGUUAAGAGUGGCGAUCGCAUUGCUCAGUUGAUAUGUGAAAGGAUUUAUUAUCCAGAUAUUGAGGAGGUUCAGGAAUUGACUGAUACAGAUCGUGGAGAGGGUGGUUUUGGAUCGACUGGAACCAAUUAGUGAUAUAUAACUUACCUGUUUGUAUUGUUUAGUGCUUUAAAAUACCUGUUUAAUUUUAGUUUGUCUUGCUGCACUGUAAGGUUUUAAACUCCAAUCUAUACUAAUCUACAGAGAAUUUUGUUCUGAUUCUAGUAAUUCUAAUAUAUUUUUUUUCUCUGUUGAAAAACAAUACCUAGAAUAUAUAAGUAAUAUAUUUCAUAAAAAUUUAAUCGAAAAUAAGUACUGUCUAAAAUUUUGCUUUAUAAGGGUGUUUUUUUUUUCAUAACAUAUUUCUAAUUCACACCUACAUUGGAGUAGUUAAUGUCUUAAGAUUAUAUUUAGUACCGAUAAGACCUUAAUAAGUCUUAUUAACUGUGUUAUUCAACUUGCUGUGCUUAUCUUUUAAGUGUUACAUUUAAGUUUGUUUUGUGGGCCUAUUUCCUAAAAUAAAGUCUAAUUUCAAAGGAU